UUUACAGCAGGUACUUCUAGUCAGGCCAAGUUCAGUCACUGCUUUUGAUUUGGUCGAAAGCAUUAUGGCCAGCAGCUGUGGAGAAAACUAUCAGAGACUGCUCUAGACUCAAAGAACCCUCUGCAUUCUGCAUUUAAGCAUCUUCUACCUCUCUAGGUUGGAUUACUUUCAAAGGAGAGAGAAUGGCAUUUUAUCCUCUGCAAAUUGCUGGACUGGCUCUUGGGUUCCUUGGCAUGGUCGGGACUCUUGCAACAACUCUUUUGCCUCAGUGGAGAGUCUCAGCUUUUAUAGGCAGCAACAUCAUCAUCUUCGAGAGGCUCUGGGAAGGGCUCUGGAUGAACUGUGUCCGGCAAGCCAGGAUCAGGCUGCAGUGCAAGUUCUACACCUCAAUGCUGGCUCUCCCACCUGCUGUGGAAACGGCACGAGCUCUCAUGUGUGUGGCUGUUGUUCUCUCCUUUAUUGCUCUAAUUAUUGGCAUCUGUGGCAUGAAGCAGGUCCAGUGUACAGGUUCUGAUGAAAGGGUAAAAGCAUACCUUCUGGGAGCUUCCGGAGUCCUCUUUAUCCUGACGGGCAUCUUUGUUCUGAUUCCAGUGUGCUGGACAGCCAAUAUCAUCAUCAGGGAAUUCUACAGUCCAAAUGUCCCCAUCGGUCAGAAACGAGAGCUGGGCGCAGCCCUCUUCCUGGGCUGGGCGAGCAGUGCGGUCCUCUUCAUAGGAGGGGGGCUGCUCUGUGGAUUCUGGUGUUGCAACAGAAAGAAGCAAUGGCACAGAUAUCCAGCCCCUGCAUACUGUGUGCCACACAAAGACACACGAAAGAAUGUAACAGCACUCAGAAAGACUUCCACCAGCUAUGUUUAAUGCGUGCUUUCAGCACCAACUGUGGAUUGUGGUCAAUGCAUUUUUUAAAGACCUGCCAGAAACUGUAAGUACUUCAGGCAGGAGAAUUUUGCUUCACAGUUACAUUUAAAAAGUGAUGGAAAUUGUAAUUUGUCACCUGAGUUGGGGAAAUGUAAAUGAACUACUUGUCUAUUCUGUACUUACAUAUAAAUUUCCUAUUUAUUGGACUCAAGUCCCAUUUCAGUUCAUGUGGUCUAAAAUCAAGUAUGUCCUUAAUCAUUAAAAAGUUUAUAAUGAUGGGCUAUUGGGUUUUCACCAUCAUAUAUUUUCUGGUAAGACACCUAAAAUUACAAUUGAUAAUCCAUAACAAUAAAAUAUAACUCUUUUGUUCCAAUUUAUUUCUGACAUACUUAAUAAUAGCUAAAUGAUGAAAAUCAUGAACCAAUCAUCCUGGAAAACUUCAUGUAUCAAAUAAUGAUUUUUUGGUUAAGUUUAUACAAAUUGAGAAAUUCCUGCUCAAUGAAACGAUGGUUUCUUUUUUUCUUUUUCUCUUUUUAUUCCUUUGGGAGAUACACUAAAACUUAAAAGAUAAAGAAGCUCUGAUUUCUCUAAUAUCAUGUAUGAAAUUGGUUUCUAAGGCCUCAUUUCAACAGUUAAACUUGCUUAGAAUUACAUGUUCAAAAGAAAAUAAUUUAAAAUGCAAAGGAGAAAUGCUUUCAUAGCUCAUGAUUUCUAUUUCUAAGCAAGCAAAAGCAUCUAUCUUGAUAGGGCAUGUCAGUACAAAGCUGUUCAUAAAGUCUUAUCCAAAAAGAUACACAUCAUGAUUAGAGAAUUUAGGUUUGGUUGUUGAAGGGAAUAGUUUCUGUUCCUUGUUUUAUUCGUUAGUCACUCUACAGGCCUAAACAAGCUAUUCAAGAGGUAGGAUCAAGGUGAUGCUUCAGGCAAUUAGGUAUCCUUAAAUAAAUAUACCCUGUUUGUUCUCUAAUAAACACAUGGCUCUGGUGAAGAUAUUUUAUGUUUCUUUAAUUCUAUGCAUUAUUUUCUCCAUUGUUCGUUUCCCAUGUGUGUUACACCAAUGUGCAGCUUCAAAGUGACGUGAGGACAGUUGUGUGGGAACCAGUGGGAGAACUUUGUGAGGCGUGAUUUCUCCUGUGGGCUGCUUCUGCAAAACUCCAGCAUUUUGUGUAUCAAUGCUUAUUCAGUUUUAUCUUCACAUGUUGUUUUUAUCUUAUGAUAUAAGUAAUUUAUGGUGUAUGGUAGUGAAAAACUGUACAUCAAAUAUUUACUGUAUGUUCAUCCUUAUAGUAAAGCAAAAAUUACAUAUUACAAUUACUGUUGACACAUCAAUUAGAAUAAAUUUCAACUUGUUAAUCAAAUUUCACUUGUUAACUCUAACUUUAAAUUAGCAAUAAUUCAUACUGAUAUUGUGAUCUCAAAACUUAAUCCAUUCUACAAACCACCAGCAAUGUCACAGAUAUUUAAAAUCUUUAGUAAUAUAACUGUAUUGAAAUCAUUAGUAAUAUCUUCAUAAAGAUAACUCUAAGUAUAUUCACAUAAUUGCAAUAAAGAUUUAAAAACAAUGAUUUAGAUGUAGUUCUCCUAAUAUUUAUUU
Messenger RNA from Cavia porcellus (domestic guinea pig), 2448 nucleotides. It is a transcript of the gene Cldn17, whose product is annotated as claudin 17. The record is from RefSeq and is a predicted model, not a curated record. Gene Ontology annotation, molecular function: structural molecule activity. The coding region runs from base 183 to 857 and encodes 224 amino acids. NCBI's taxonomy places the organism in Eukaryota, Metazoa, Chordata, Mammalia, Rodentia, Caviidae. Gene Ontology annotation, biological process: bicellular tight junction assembly; cell adhesion. The transcript has a single exon. Gene Ontology annotation, cellular component: bicellular tight junction; plasma membrane.